AAAAAAGCAAAACAAAAUAACACUCGUAUCCCCUAAAUCUCUUGAAAUAAAAAUAAAAACUGCAUUGAGAAUGGUGUGGCAUUGGGAAACUAAUCAGGCUCUUUUGCAAACACACACAUACUGAGUGGCCCCUGUGGCAUUUAGCCCUGGGUUACACCUGACUGUGCUCUAUAAAAAGUGAAGAAUCUACCUGGAGAAGCAUCCUUUUUAUAAAUAUAUAAAGGCUUAUAGACAGACAGAACAGAUUUUGAAGUAACUUAAAACCUCCACAAUACACAGGGGAGGGUGGAAAAAAAAGAGGGAAAGGUAGCUCUGCCUAGGGUCUGUACUAAAUACCUCCAGUUCAAGAAUUACGUAGUGAAGUCCUUUUUUUGGAAAUGGGGGAGAGGUUGUCCCUAGCCAGCCUGCAUGCUCAAUGACCAGACGUUAAGCCUGAUACUGACAUUCACAUGCCCUACAGAUUUACACAGAGCCUAUUCAGUGACUUCCCGUUCAGUAGAAACCCCCAAAUGCAUGCCAGAAACUGGGUACAAUACAGAAUGCUACAUAUACUAUAUUUUUUCCUAUACAUACAUACAUAUAAAUUUAAUUUACAUAUUAGACACAAUAUUCUUGCACUUUGGGGGUUAUAAUUAAGUAUAUACUUGAAAGCAAGUACUGCAAUACCUCCACAGGGGACCUGAUAAACCAGAUGGCUACUAAGUGACUAACAGGCAAGUAACCUAUCUAUACAGGUCAAUAAAUACUCUGGAAAAAGGGAUAAGUCACAUCGGGGCAAGAUAGAGUAGGACAGGACAAGAUUUCAUCAUGCUAUUCAAAACAGCACGACAUUUAAAACUUCUGAAUGGUUUAUUAUUGGAAUUUUCCAUUUAAUAUUUUUAGACCACAGGUGACCACAGGUAACUAAGACCACAGAAAGUAUGUAUGUAGGGGUUGCGAAAAUUCACCUAACUAUACACAUAGGAUUUGUGUAUUUUUUAGUAAGUUAUAUUUCGUUAAAAGCUUUUAAAAACGUUGCCAUAGACCCCGUGAAGCGGCUUGAUCUCAUCUACCUCUGGUUUUACUACGGAUAGAUUGCAGUAACUUUCAGACCAAGUGAGAGUGGUGUGGGACAAGUUCGGGCCACACACAACCUCUGGACUUCCCUGCGCGCCCCGCCCCGGGCCAGAGGAGCCUGGUUCCUUUUGCCUCAGAAGACUGAAGGCCGUCGGGUCCACGGGUCUGAAGCGACCAGACGCUUCCCCGGCCGGCUCAGCCACCGAACGCUCCCAGAGCCAGGGGACGCCAGAUCCCCCCAGGUCUCUCGGCGCGCUCGCCACAUUCCACCCGCCUGAGGAUCAGGCCCUCUGUUCUCCCCGCUCCGGGCCCGCGAUGACGGCGACGCUGAUCCUGGAGCCCGCGGGCCGCUGCUGCUGGGACGAGCCGGUGCGCAUCGUCGUGCGCGGCCUGGCGCCCGAGCAGCCCGUCACGCUGCGCGCGUCCCUGCGCGACGAGAAGGGCGCGCUCUUCCGGGCCCACGCGCGCUACCGCGCCGACGUCGCCGGCCAGCUGGACCUGGCGCGCGCGCCCGCGCUGGGUGGCAGCUUCGCGGGGCUCGAGCCCAUGGGGCUGCUCUGGGCCCUGGAGCCCGAGAAGCCAUUCUGGCGCUUUCUGAAGCGCGACGUGCGGACGCCGUUCGCCGUGGAGCUGGAAGUGCUGGACGGCCACGGGCCCGAGGCCGGGCGGCUGCUGGGCCGGGCGGUGCACGAGCGCGACUUCCUGCCGCCCGGGGUGCGGCGGGAGCCGGUGCGCGUGGGCCGGGUGCGCGCCACGCUCUUCCUGCCGCCAGGACCUGGAUCCUUCCCAGGGAUCAUUGACAUCUUUGGUCUCGGAGGGGGCCUGUUGGAAUAUCGAGCCAGCCUUCUGGCUGGCCAUGGUUUUGCCACGUUGGCUCUAGCUUAUUAUGACUUUGAAGAUCUCCCCAAGCAACUGGACAACAUACAUCUGGAGUACUUUGAAGAAGCCCUAUGCUACAUGCUUCAGCACCCCCAGGUCAAAGGCCCAGGCAUCGGGCUUUUGGGCAUUUCUCUAGGGGCUGAUAUUUGUCUCUCGAUGGCCUCAUUCUUGAAGAAUGUCUCAGCCACAGUUUCCAUCAAUGGAUCUGCGUUCAGUGGAAACAGAGGCAUACAUUAUAAGCAGACUCGUAUCCCACCCUUGGGCCAUGACCUGAGGAGAACCAAGGUAGCUUUCUCAGGCCUGCUGGACAUUGUGGAUAUACGGAAUGAUACGGUCGGAGGGUGUGAGAACCCCAGCAUGAUUCCAAUAGAGAAGGCCCAGGGGCCCAUCCUCUUCAUUGUUGGUCAGGAUGACCACAACUGGAGGAGUGAGUUAUAUGCUCAAGUAGCCUCUGAACGGUUACAGACCCAUGGAAAGGAAAAACCCCAGAUCAUCAGUUACCCUGGGACUGGGCAUUACAUUGAGCCUCCUUACUUCCCCCUGUGCCCAGCUUCUUUUCACAUAUUACUGAACAAACCUGUGAUGUGGGGUGGGCAGCCCAGGCCUCAUUCCAGGGCCCAAGUAGAUGCUUGGAAGCAAAUUCUGUCCUUCUUCUGCAAACACCUGGGAGGUACCCAGAAGAGAGCAUUCCCCAAACUGUAAUGUAUUUGUCAGUUGUUGACAUGAGAGAUUCAAGAUCAUAUUUUAUUUAAUAGUCUUCAGUAACCCUGUAUGAAUCAGAAGUGCCAUGGAUAACAUUAAAUUCACAUUUUUGCCAUUAAUGGUAUAUUUUAGGUAACUUUAUUAAAUAAGUUUUGUCAUUAAUUUUACUAAUGUAACAUGUACUUGUAGAAGAUUCAGCUGUAUGUAUAAUAACAAAAAUAUAAAAUAUCUCUACUGUUAAAAUUUGUGUUUUCUUCCAAAUUUUUUUAGUUAAUGUUUUAAGCCAUGGAUGAACUUUAAAGCUGUUGAGUUUCUCUGUCACUAUGAAAGAAUGAUCACUUAAUGAUUGCUUUUGAGCUACUGGUAGUAUGGUAGAAUUGUCUUUCACCAAAAGGAUAGAGAGAAGUGUUGAAAUAAGGAUAGGCAGCUGACCUUUUCAUUCUAGAGGUCAGAGAAGAAUCCUUUGAGAGGAGUUAUUGGGGGCAUCUGUCUCUAGAAGAGUUAAGUCUAAAGACUGUUACACAAAUGAAUGUCCCUCUCAUUUCCUGGCUCUAAUAACAGACCUUGGAAAAUCAUAGGGUGAUAACCUUAGAGGAAUCAUUUCUCACUUUGUCCUCAGGCUACACAUCACCAUUAAGUAGACUUGAAGAGGUAACGGCUGAGAAUUUUCCAAAACUGAUGUCAAAGACAUCAAGCCACAUAUUCAAAAAGCGCUAUAAACCCCAGG
Microcebus murinus (gray mouse lemur) is the source of this 3364-nucleotide messenger RNA. RefSeq names its product acyl-CoA thioesterase 4 (gene ACOT4). Gene Ontology annotation, biological process: acyl-CoA metabolic process; fatty acid metabolic process. Gene Ontology annotation, cellular component: peroxisome. NCBI's taxonomy places the organism in Eukaryota, Metazoa, Chordata, Mammalia, Primates, Cheirogaleidae. Gene Ontology annotation, molecular function: fatty acyl-CoA hydrolase activity. The record is from RefSeq and is a predicted model, not a curated record.